AUGGUGUUGUUCAAGAGAAAGCCCGUACGGUACCUCCCGCAUCCGCAUCUGGAUGAUCAGGACUGCGACGUAUGGGUCAUUCCGGAGGUCAAUGAGGUCUUCACCUCCUACGAUUCAUAUCUAGAGCGCAUGGACUUUUUCAAGUCGAAGCGAUUCUCCUGCGAAGUGACUGGCCGUUCCGGUCUGACGUUCUUUGACGCUCUCCGCAGCGAACAAGCCGGGUCGCGCGAAAUCGACGAAGCAUUCCCUCAAGCUCUCCGCGAGCCCGUCUUGCGCCGUGUCCAGUUCUCGACGACAUCCCGGCUGGACAGCCUGGUGGAGGAGGUAUACAACGAAUUCAAAAACGACUUCUAUCCCGGCGAGCUGGUCACCGUCAUUCUAGACGACUCGACCAGGCUAUAUGGUAGAGUCAGGGACAAAGCGAAGUUCGCGGAAAUUAGACGGCCCGAUGGCACUGUGGCCAGAAAGGGUUUCUCUCGAUACUUCGUCCGCCUCAUUGAUCGCCCCGACGAGGAGGCUUUGGUCGACGACAACCAUAUCGCUAGAGACCGCAAGGUCUUCACCAAACAGAUGCUCCGCACAUUCAUCAAGAACACGGUGACCAGAGAGGGCUGGAAUGGGGCUCCGUGGCUCGUCAAGUCAGAGGUUGCCGAACGGUUCCGCAUUGACACCAACGUCCCUCUGCAUUUACAAUACAGCAGUAAAGUUGCAGCGAAGAAGGCGGAGAAGAAGAGCAAUGGCGCUGAGCCGGAAUCCCCAUUCGGAGUCUCGCAGCCGUCUAAAUUGCCCGAGUUGAAGCCUGCUCUGAAGAGAAAAAAGAACCAGCAUGCUCAACAACAUCAGCAACAUCAGGAACCCACAGAUAUAUAUGCACAGGGAUAUGUUCAGAAAUACCCGUCAGAUAUUGUGCCAGGCGUGGGACUCUUGCCUCGAUCCUGGGGCCAUCUGCAACCUACAUGGCCACAACCGGACGCCUCCUACUAUUAUCCGCAAUACAAUUCACGGGAGGGCCACUACUCUUCUGAGCCUGAGGCUCAGAUACCGCCGCCCAAGCAGAUGGUCCCAGAACCUCCUCCGCCACCUCCUCCAAUCAAGUAUCCUAUCGAAGAUCUAGACGUCGAGCCAGUCCGCGAUGGCACCCAUCGACCGGCACUCAAGUUCGUGGCCAAAGAACAAUGUCGGGACAAAAAGUCGAGAAACAACAUCAUCCCAGAUCUCAAAGCCGAGACUAUUGGCCUCCUUCUGGAGACGUGGAAUACUCUCAAUGUCUAUUGCCAGGUCUUGAAACUAGACUCGUUCACUUUUGACGACUUUGUCGAAGCCAUGCUUUUUUCCUCUGACGAGGUCGACUGCGAGUUAUUUGUGGAAGUCCAUUGCGCGAUCCUCAAACAGCUGGUCAAUGCCGAGAACGACGAGGAGGGAGCGAUUCAAAUUUCUCUUCCAGACCUUCCAGACUCGGACGAGGAAGAAGAUGAGGAAUCGGAAGAAGAAGAGACCAAACCACCAACACCAACACCCGAGCCCGAGUACCCGGCCAAGCGCACUCGUAGUAGUCUCAACAAAGUCCAAUUUGUUGAUGAGCAACCGAAGGAGGAAGAGGACCAGGCUGAUGUGGUCUUACACCGUGCGGCGGAAAUGUUUGGGGAGUACGGCUGGAUUGAUAGACUUCGAAAGCGAGAUCUGAGACAUGGAGGAUGGGAACUGGUGAUGGUCGGACUACUUCAUCGACUCAGCGGGAGACCUAGGUUAUCAGAGGCGUGCAACAAAAUCCUCGCCCACCUGGCUCCGCUGGACGCCGAGCCUACCAGUGAGACAGCCCAGAUACAAUACUCCACGAUGGACAUCAACCUGCGAGCAGAGGCGCUGCAAAUCAUCUGUCGACUCUUCCUGGAGACUAAAACAGUCAGGGACUUCCUGGAAGAGUCGAGCAACACCAUGACCCAGUAUCGGAAGAUCAAGAUUGAGCAUCAGCGUGCUCGGAAAGAGGCUCUGGCGAGGUUGAAGGAGCUUCAAGUGGAAAAAAGGCAAUUAGCACCGGAGCCCGAGAAGUCUCCGUCUCCUAUGCCGGAACUUGAAGAGGCGAUGGAAGCCGAGAAGGCUGCCGAAGACCACGACGUGUCCAUUCCGGAUUCGGAGGACGAAGAACAUAGCAUGUUGACACGCUCUCUGCGUCGUGGCAGUGACCGAGCCGCGGAGCGCAAGCGGAAACGAGAGGAAGAACAAGAGAGAAAAGAAAAAGCGGCCGAAGCGAAGCAGAACAAAGGCAGCAAGGAAUACCAGAAGGUACUGAGGCUGAUUGAAAAGGAGCGCGACAAGAUCGAAGCGGCAGAAGAGCAGAUCAUGAUCGUCGACAAUGACCUGCGCGAGGCAGAUUGCCCACGAACGCGUGUCCUUGGGAAAGACCGGUUCUGCAAUCGAUAUUGGUGGUUCGAACGGAAUGCCAUGCCAUAUGGAGGACUGCCAGAGAGUUCGACAGCCGACGCCGAGUACGCCAAUGGCCGGAUCUGGGUUCAGGGACCCGACGACAUGGAGCGUGAAGGAUUCAUUGAAGUCAAUGAGGCGGACAAACAGGCCUACUAUCGACGGUUCCAAAUGACGCCGGAAGAGCGCAAGAAGCUGGAGGAAGGUCCGACAGCCUUGCAGUCUGCGAAUCAGUGGGGGUUCUACGAGACCGCCGAAGAACUCGACAUGCUGAUCGGCUGGCUCGACGCGCGAGGGUCGAGAGAGUUGAAACUCAAGAAAGAACUCAACCUGCAGAGGGACGUCAUCAUCAAACAAAUGGAGAAGCGGGCGGCCUAUCUCGUGCCGAGAGAGAAGUCCGAAGAGCCGUCUACAAGAAUGUCGACGCGAACGAAAACGCAUGUCAGCGAAAGGACUCAUCGAUGUCUGCGCUGGCGGAAUACCAUGGCGGUCAAGGAGCUGGGCCAUCGACAUAUCGAUCCUCCUCUCAAACCUCGGGGAAGGGGUAAGAAGAACGUCGCUCAUGACGACACGUUCUCUCGCAAGAAUGCCUCGCCGGCCCCGGCAGUGCUGAAUCGUCAGGGCAAACCGGCCACGCGACAAGGGACGAGAUACAAUUUCUGA
Molecule: messenger RNA, 3084 nt
Organism: Capronia coronata CBS 617.96
Lineage: Eukaryota; Fungi; Ascomycota; Eurotiomycetes; Chaetothyriales; Herpotrichiellaceae
Exons: 1
Coding region: 1-3084 (1027 amino acids)
Source: RefSeq, a predicted model, not a curated record